AUGGCUCCACGAAGACAGCCGACCACCACUCCGACUCGGAUAAUGACACGACCAUCCGCCGGGAGGAGGACGCCAGCAGUGCCACCGCCUACAGCAGCAAGCACAGCACUACCUGCAACCCAGGCAGCUACCGGGAAAGCAGCAUCCUCGAAGGCACCCCGCCGUAAGACUACCAAAUCGGCCCCGAAGCCUGCAACAACUUCUGCACAGUCUGGACGCACUCCUGCCAAGUCAACCUCCAAGGCAAAGCCCCAAGGCACACCAGCUAAGAAAACGCCAGCACAAGUCAAACGCACCAAGGCAGUGCCAAAAGCCAGCGAGAAAGACGACAAAGACGCGGAAGAUUCGGAAGACGAGGAAGACGAAGAACCGGAGACCUUACCGGACAGCAAUAGGACAUCCGCCAUCGCCGAGAAUAGCAAGACGAGCCAGCUUCCCGAAAGCGACAGCGAGCCUUCGGUCUCUAAUACUCAACCGGUAACACCAACGCCAGGUCGAAAGAACGCAAAGGCCAAGAAAGGCAAGAGGAAAUCAUUACCUUUCGAGGAACUAGCCUAUAUAAAUACCGACAGCUCAGAGGACGAGUUUAUCGACAUAUCGACAAAAGAAGCCGUGCCCACGUCCGCAUCCAAAGGGAAGAGAAGGGCGGUCGAUGAAGAGGCGUCCAUUAAGGUGGAAGAAACUGAUCCCCAACCUGCAGAUCCCCCGACGAACACUUCUACCCGCAAACGCAAGAUCAGACCGUUUGACGACCAAGCUUACAGAUUUGAAGAAGAGGAUUCAGAGCACGACGAUGGCGAAGAGCUCGACGACAAUGUCCCUGGAGACCUGCCACCCAAUUGGCCCAGAAGAAUCCAUCUCAAAGUCAGCCGAGAUCAACACGAGAAGCAAAUGCGACAGCUUGCCGGAAUAAGAGCCCGUGAAUCAUCUACAAGUUCCUGCUCGUCGUCGGGCUCUGGCUCAUCGUCUGGUUCGCGCCUAUCGUCAGGACCUCGCUUGUCGACAUCUCCCACCAGACCAGCUGCUUCGCAGGGCCCUCCGAGAGCGGUUUCGCCGCGAAGCUCGGGUUCCCCAGCGAAGCGGCAACGAACCGCAUCCCCCCCGGUCGCCAGCCCCUCGCAACCUCGCGACAGAACUCCCCAGAUAAGUACUGUCGAUCCCAAUGACGCCCUCGUCCUCGCGGAGCAACUGUUUGUAGACGUCGAAAAGUCACCGAGGGCGCUGGGUCUCGAUGAAAUCGGCGUUCUCUUCAUGAUAUUGCAGGAGAAGCUCUCGCGUUUCUGCAGUGACCAUUUCGAUUUCGAACUCACUGCCGAACAAGAGAAUGCGUGGCCCAUGCACCUCUUGGCUACGAAGUACUUGUCGCUCAUGCUGAUGACACAACGGAUCGCAGAUGGGAGCGGACACGGUUGGAAAAACUUCUUCACAAAACGGGAACACCGACGACAUCUCGUACAUGGUGUCAUCGGCGAAUGGUUCCAGCAACGGAUCUUCAAACACACCGCUUUCAGCAUCCCGGACGCCAAGGUACGCAAACUCGAAGACAUCGACCACAAGUAUCUCCACUACGACGCCUUUGUGCGCAACAAGAAGAAGGCUGAAUGUCUAGAGGAACUCAAAAUCGCCGAAGACUACUUCCCAUCGCAGGACUUCCCGCACAACUACGAGCACUUGGACAACCUGGAGAUCGCAGCGCGCAGAAUGGCCAACAAUUUGCUAACUGUCCUCGAGCCGCUUUUACCGCCUCCCUUCUUUGACCCUAUCAAGCCGAGAUGGAGACAGUCGUCAAGACUCCGGGAAGAAGGAGCCGAAAUGCGAUUUCAGAUCUGGCGAAAGCUCGUCGAACUCAUCAGGAUGGCGGGCAGCCUGCACCUUUGUAUCCGCUUUGCGGGCGUCAACGGCCUUGUCGUGCGAAUCGCACCGCAUGUGCCCAAGGGCACCAGAUUAAGUCGAGAAGAUGCUGAGGAGAACAUCUGCGUCAAUGCCGGAUCGCUGAAUGCGGAGAUUGACCGCCCUCCAAACGCCAACGAUCAGUUGCAGGUCCGGAUGACCUGCUUCGGACGAGUCGAAGCCGUUGUGCCGACUGGCCUGGACGUGCUCGAACUUGGACAUGCACAGGAAUCAGCUCGAGCAGCAGGGAAAGAGCUCACGCGGGAAGAAGCUGAACAGCAACUCUUCAACUUGUAUCCGUAUGACCUGCAAGAGACGGACGCCGCCAGGGAAGCCGUCGCCGACUUGCCACCAAUUCCAGGGACAGAGUGGUCCACGGCCAUCCUCAAGACCAGCAUUCAGGAAGCUCGCGGCAAAGGACACGGACGUCGUCCCCGAGAAGAUGAGACGAGUGAUCAAGCAAGCCCGAAGAGCGGUGCAUUCGUCACCGUCUAUUCGAGGGUCGCUCCUUCAAACCUCUAUUGCGAAUGGGUCUCUUCGUCUGACGAACAGCAGCUCCGGCCUACUGCAGACGCGGACCCACAGUCACACAGACAGACACUCGCCGAAGUCGUUGCAGAGGCCCGCCGCGAAAAGUACAUCUCCUGUUCCCUCGAAGACGCCGCUUCGGCGGUCUGGAACACCGUUUCGCGGCGCGAAUUUCUCGAGUGGCUGGUCUUCUCCGGCAGCAUCGCUGGGGUCAGUGCCCUUACAGCCCCGUGGAUCAGGGACACGGUCGAGAGCUUUAACCUGGCAGAGCGCUCGAGAGAUGUUGGGACAAGCAUUCAGCUCCACGCCGCUCGUGCCCUAUCUACCGCGGCGAACUGGCGAAGUGCCCUCCAGCACGCUUCGGCCUAUUUAUCGCAACUCGUCGCGCCGACUGCAAGCACCGUGACCGUCACAUCCGUUGUGACGGACUGGACUACGAUAACCUUGCAAGCCAGUGAAUCGUCGACCGGCGCAGGCGAGCCGAUGGAAGAAGUCUCCCCUGGCUCCGCUGCUAUUUCCUCAUUUCCUUCUUCUGAAGAAUACCUUCCCGAGGCUCUAAGAGGGCUCACGGACCUAUCCCGACGAACCAUUUCGCCCAAUGACCAGGACUAUGCCAUGGUCGCCAGCCUCUUCAGCGAGCAGAUGGGCUUCGUCGUUGAAGGUAGCACUUCUGGCACACAAGCGUCGCCGGAGCCGGAACUCACGCCGGCUCCUAGAACCAGUCGCUCGAAGGUUCUCUAA
This is a messenger RNA of Fonsecaea erecta, 3159 nucleotides long. RefSeq lists its product as hypothetical. Lineage: Eukaryota; Fungi; Ascomycota; Eurotiomycetes; Chaetothyriales; Herpotrichiellaceae. The coding region runs from base 1 to 3159 and encodes 1052 amino acids. The record is from RefSeq and is a predicted model, not a curated record. The transcript has a single exon.